Triticum turgidum subsp. durum (durum wheat) is the source of this 369-nucleotide messenger RNA. NCBI's taxonomy places the organism in Eukaryota, Viridiplantae, Streptophyta, Magnoliopsida, Poales, Poaceae. The record is from the annotation of a GenBank genome assembly.
AUGAGGUCCAAGGCCAACGGAGACACCGCGUUCAAGGCCUCCGGCAAGAACAAGACGGCCACCGGCGGCGUCGCCAAGCCGAAGCGCGCCCCCACCCCCUUCUUCGCCUUCCUGGCUGAGUUCAGGCCACAGUACAUGGAGAAGCACCCCGAGGCAAAGGGCGUCGCGGCCGUCACCAAGGCGGCUGGGGAGAAGUGGCGCAGCAUGUCGGAUGAGGAGAAGGCAAAGUAUGGCGGCAAGAAGGCAGAUGCCCCAGCAAGCAAGGCGGUGAACAAGAAGGAGAGCACCAGCUCCAAGAAGACCAAGACUAACGCUGACGAAGAAGGUUCUGACGUUGAGGAUGAUGAGGUGAGGAUGAGGAGUAAAUAG